CUGAAGUCCGGUUAGGACUCACACACCUCGGACGAGUCCAUUUUCGAGACGAUACUUUCCCAACGGCUCAAUUGCUGCGUUCACUUGCAUCAAUUUAGUUGUGGUGUUGGGAGUUGGUGACGUGUCGUCUUUUUUAAAGAUAUAAUUUAUUAACUAAUCAUGUGUGACGAAGAAGUUGCUGCGUUGGUCGUAGACAAUGGCUCAGGAAUGUGCAAGGCUGGGUUCGCGGGCGACGACGCGCCCCGUGCCGUGUUCCCCUCCAUCGUGGGACGACCGAGGCACCAGGGUGUGAUGGUGGGCAUGGGCCAGAAGGACAGCUAUGUCGGUGACGAGGCCCAGUCCAAACGAGGUAUCCUCACACUCAAGUACCCCAUUGAACACGGUAUUGUGACCAACUGGGAUGACAUGGAGAAGAUCUGGCACCACACAUUCUACAACGAGCUGAGAGUGGCUCCUGAGGAACACCCUGUACUACUCACAGAGGCUCCCCUCAACCCCAAGGCCAACAGAGAGAAGAUGACACAGAUCAUGUUUGAGACAUUCAACACACCUGCCAUGUACGUGGCAAUCCAGGCUGUGCUGUCCCUGUACGCCUCUGGUCGAACCACUGGAAUCGUGCUGGACUCUGGUGAUGGUGUCUCUCACACAGUCCCCAUCUAUGAAGGUUAUGCACUGCCCCACGCCAUCCUCCGUCUGGACCUUGCCGGUCGGGACCUGACAGACUAUCUCAUGAAGAUCCUGACUGAGAGAGGCUACAGCUUCACUACAACAGCUGAACGAGAAAUCGUGCGUGACAUCAAGGAGAAGCUCUGUUAUGUUGCCCUAGACUUUGAGCAGGAGAUGGCAACUGCUGCAUCUUCUAGCUCACUGGAGAAGAGCUACGAACUUCCUGAUGGCCAGGUGAUCACAAUUGGAAAUGAGAGAUUCCGAUGCCCUGAGGCACUAUUCCAACCUUCCUUCCUCGGCAUGGAAGCUUGUGGCAUCCAUGAGACUACCUACAACUCCAUUAUGAAGUGUGACGUGGACAUCCGUAAGGAUCUUUAUGCCAACACAGUCCUCUCCGGAGGUACCACCAUGUACCCUGGCAUUGCCGACAGGAUGCAGAAGGAAAUCACCGCACUUGCCCCAUCCACCAUGAAGAUCAAGAUCAUCGCACCACCUGAGAGGAAAUACUCCGUAUGGAUCGGAGGCUCCAUCCUGGCUUCCCUCUCCACCUUCCAGCAGAUGUGGAUCUCCAAGCAGGAGUAUGAUGAGUCAGGCCCCUCCAUCGUGCACAGGAAGUGCUUCUAAACGUGUCAGCGCGCGUGUGACUGAAUCUCCAUUGAUCGGUUGGAGUCUAUACGUUGCGGGCUCCCUCCGAUCGGACUUAUUGCCGACUAUUUAUUGUGGUUUGAUUACAUUAUUUUAUAAUUUGUAAUCGAAUUUCUUUAAUAUACUAUAAGAUAUGAUUAUUAAGCUGUUAAAACUUUUAUACUGAUAUAUUUCCAUGAUAUUUAUCAUUCCCAUUUUCAUUCCAAUUUUUUUACCAAUUUUCGAUGCACUUAGUUGAAUUUGGAGGCUGUUUUUGUGAUUUUAUUUAUGUUGCAUUUGUGUUAAAUGAUAGUCACUUUAUAUUGUUUGCCUUCGUGUAAGAUUACUUGUGAUUAAACCCGUUCCAAUUCCUA
Homalodisca vitripennis (glassy-winged sharpshooter) is the source of this 1664-nucleotide messenger RNA. Its product is annotated as actin-5C. NCBI's taxonomy places the organism in Eukaryota, Metazoa, Arthropoda, Insecta, Hemiptera, Cicadellidae. The transcript is spliced from 5 exons. Gene Ontology annotation, biological process: mitotic cytokinesis. The record is from RefSeq and is a predicted model, not a curated record. Bases 160 to 1290 code for a protein of 376 amino acids.